Pelagomonas calceolata is the source of this 1704-nucleotide messenger RNA. The record is from the annotation of a GenBank genome assembly. Lineage: Eukaryota; Pelagophyceae; Pelagomonadales; Pelagomonadaceae.
AUUGCGGGCGCUGCUGCCGCGUUAGACCCAUACGACUCGUCGUUUCGCAGCGAGACAGCAUCUACAGACCCCUUAGCAACGCCUGCCGACGCAGUUCCAGCGGUGCGGCCGAUAGCGGCUCAGGAGAGCAGUGGUGGUUCCCACAGUGGUUCCCACAGCAGCGCGAUGCGCGGCGCCGCAGCGAUGCGUGUCCUAUUGCUCGUCGCCGUAACGCUAGCUUAUGAUUUCAACGAUCCCGACGCGCCGCACACGUCCAUGGCCAUCCGGUUUGACGGCGAAGGGAGAAGGGCCGACUCGCGGCGCGCGUUCGAGGCCGCAGCUAGAUUUACACCGACGACCUCGACCCUCGUCAACUUGGGCGUGUGCUACAUGCGCAUGGCGAGCGCGUCUGCUCAUCGAGCGCGCAAGGUCGAGCUGUAUGGACUUUCAAGAGACGCGAUGCGGAGAGGUGGAGAAUUGGUCCAGGACGACGAGGACCAGCGAUUAUAUGGAGAGAACUGGGGCCACCUCAUGACGAACUUUGAGAUUGAGCACGUGCCUUUUGACCAAGAAGAGGUCUUAGAGGCGGACCCGCAGAUGUGCGGGGCACCACCGCCGGCACAUGAUGAUUCUUGGCUCAAGCGUAAUGACGGUUCCGAUAGGGACGGUUUACUGUUACAUCGCGUGCCCGUGGAACCUGGUAUUGAUUUACCUAGAAUCCACGUGAACGAUCUUGAUCAGUACCAACACUUUCUGGAACGAAGAGACCCGUUCAUCCUACUAGGAGCAGCUGAUUGGCCGAUCGUAGAGAAGGCGAAGGACGGCUGGUCAUGGUUAGAAGAACUCGCACGAAGGUGGCCUAAGGCAGUGACGGACUUCUACCCGCACAACAUGCUCAGUCAUAGCAGGCAGUCGCCGUAUUUAACUCGAUUAUCAACAGCGGUCGAGGAGUUGAAAGUAGAUCCAAGGACCCAGGAGUCGAAGUUUAGGUAUGAGACCAAAGGUGGGGCUUUGGAAGGGAGGUACAUGCACCUUCAGUUAACACCGGCGCAGUGGCUCGAGCUUGAGAAAAGCGACAUACCUGUCGAGAGACAUGUUCACCUCGAGAACGACGCCUGGCUACGAUCAUGCUUAGGAUACCCCGACGACGCCGUAGCAGCCGAGUACCACCUGAAGACGCACUGGAAGAUAUUGCUCGUGGGAGCGAGAGGUGCGGGCAUGUUCAACCACUCGGACAGUCUACAGACGUCGUCGUGGCACCUGACGGUAUCCGGUAGGAAGUGGUGGUAUGUCUGUGGUACGUUAUCGAACGAGUCUUCGUCGAAAUGCUUCGAGGGUGUUGUAGGGCCGGGCGAGGUGCUCUACUAUGGGCGGGGCUGGUCGCACGAAACGCAGAACGUCGAUUCGCCCACCAUCACCUUGACGGAUACCGCUGUUCAUUCUCGCAAUUAUGCGGCUGUCGCUGAUAAACUCUACGGAGAAUGUACCCGAGAGGUCCUCGACUUUAAAUUUUCUGGUGCUUUAUGUGAUGCGCUCGACACGUGUUACGGUGCGCUUUAUGAGUUGUAUGGCGGCGACGAGCCUUAUAGUAUCUAUAGACCGUGGCGCGACGUGGCUUCCCAAGAAUUGAUCGAGAAGCGCGACCGGGUCUCGCCGCUGGACAACAACUACGACGGGCGGAACUACAUCACGGAGUAGUUUGUGUGUAAGUGACCUUGUGUUCUA